CAGGCAGGUGUUAGCCAGCCCUGCUGUUGGGUUAUUAGGUCCUUGUGUGACCUCCAGUUUAUGGAGUGCUGUGGGUGCCGGGUAUAUUUAUGAAAUUAGAAAAAAAGCAUUUUACAGUUGGCAAAAGAGAAGCUUCAGCAUAAGAGAUGGGUGUGAUAGGGGUACAGCUGGUUGUUACUAUGGUGAUGGCCAGUUUACUACAGAAGAUAAUACCGCACUAUUCUUUUGCUCGUUGGCUUCUCUGUAAUGGCAGUUUGCAUUGGUACCAGCAUCCAACUGAAGAUGAGUUACGGACCCUUGCUGGGAAACAACAACCAAAAGGAAAAAGCAAAAAAGACCGACGAUAUAAUGGUCACAUUGAUAAUAAACCACUUACCAUUCCCAAGGAUAUUGAUCUGCACUUGGAAACGAAAGCAGUUACUGAAGUGGACACUUUAGCUCUUCAUUAUUUCCCUGAAUAUCAGUGGUUGGUUGACUUCACAGUUGCAGCUACUGUGGUUUACCUAAUAACAGAGGCUUACUACAGCUUGAUGGUUCCCACGCAGGAGAUGAAUAUCAGCAUAGUAUGGUGUAUGCUUGUCCUAGCAUUUGCAGUUAAAGUGCUGUUCUCUUUGACAACACAUUACUUUAAAGUUGAAGAUGGUGGUGAAAGAUCACUUUGUGUUACAUUUGGGUUUUUUUUCUUUGUCAAAGCAAUGGCGAUUCUUAUAGUUACAGAAAACUACUUGGAAUUUGGUCUGGAAACAGGUUUUUCAAACUUCUCUGAAAGUGCUGUGCAAUUUCUUGAAAAACAAGGACUUGAAUCCCACGGUCCAGUGUCAAAACUUACUUUCAAAUUAUUCCUUGCCACGCUGUGUUCACUCAUCGGAGCUUUCCUUACAUUCCCUGGCUUGCGGCUUGCACAGAUGCACCUGGAUGCCCUUAACCAAACAACAGAAAAACUCACACAGUUUUUCCUUCAUAUAAACUUCUUGGCACCACUGUUAAUGGUAUUACUAUGGGUAAAGCCGAUCACCAAGGACUACAUUCUGAACCCACCUCUAGGCAAGGAAAGUGUGCCUUUAAUGACAGAAGAUGCCUUUGAUACUAUUCGUCUUUGGAUCAUCAUUCUGCUGUGUGUUUUAAGACUCUCAAUGAUGAGAUAUCAUUUGCAAGCCUAUUUAAAUUUAGCACAGAAAUGCGUGGAUCAAAUGAAGAAGGAAGCUGGCAGAAUAAGUACUACGGAACUGCAGAAAAUGGUUGCUCGAGUAUUUUAUUAUCUUUGUGUCAUCGCAUUGCAGUACAUGGCACCUCUUGUUAUGCUUCUUCACACCACAUUUCUUCUGAAGACACUAGGCAAUCAUUCCUGGGGAAUUUAUACCGACUCAGACUCCGCUGUGAGUUCUACACAAGCAUCUAAUCAACCUUUUUCGGAGCUGCCAUGUCCUGAUGAAAAAAUGAAAGCAACGGUUGCCCAAAUUACUAUGGCCCUGGGUGGAUUAAAAAAUAUCUUCACUCCUCUUCUAUUUCGGGGACUCCUGUCUUUUCUCACUUGGUGGAUUGCAGCUUGUCUUUUUUCUACAAGCUUGUUUGGGUUAUUCUAUCACCAGUAUCUGAUUGUGGCGUGAUACAAAAAUGAUCCUAAAAACGCGAAAGGACCAAAAAUGUGACAUGAUGCUAUAAUGACACAAACACUUGUCUGAACUUAAACUUAUCAGCAGCAUUAUGUCUUGUUUCAAUGUUUUCUCUGUCUUCUCAGGGUAAAUAUUGUACAAAAUUACUGUUGGGAACUUGAUUUUCAUUAUCUCAGAGGAAGAAAACGGACUGCUGAUCAUACUCCUAUUCCUUUUUAAAAAAUUCGUUCUAGGGGAAUAUCACCAAAAUAUAAGCUAAACUUAAAAAUAUCUUUUUUUAUAACCUCCUUUAUGUUACAGUGUAAAUACAAGGACACUUCUUAUUUUGUUUUUCCCAGUCAGUUCAGUUUUCUUUUACUGCUCAUUACAAGAUUGUGUAGUAGUUGAAAGGCCACAGAGAACAGUUCAUUACAUACAAUAUCAUCUGAUGGUUUCAAUAACUGUCUUUAUAAUCUGCAUUCAUUUUUGUUUUUAAUUGAUAUACUAAUCUUGGAGGUAUUUAAGAAUUUUGGAAACUCAUGGCUCCAUGCAAUGUACAGAACCUCCAAACCUGCAUUGUGCAUUGCCUUGAGGAUCUUAAUUGCUUUAGAAGUAACGUAUUCACUACAAAUGUACAAAUGAGUUUAAUGGGCUCUUGUGGGCAUUUGCCAAACUGCAUAUCAUUUGUGCUAACGGUAGCACCAAAACCUAGAAAGGUAUUUUUUCCUCCCACUCCUGACCUGCAUUGUGUACAAAACCCCUUAUAAGAGAAAGCAGCCCAUAUGUGAAACCAGGUUGUUUAACUUAUUUUUUUGGUGAUAAAUAUAUAUAUAUAUUUUCUUCUUGAGACAAGUAUUGUAAAAGGCCUUAUUUAUAACAAGGCAGCAGAUCUAAUGCACUGGACUCAUAUAGAACAUUUUCUUCAGCGCGUAUGUGUGACCAUUCUAAUGUGGAUUUUUUUUUUAACUCUUAUGCUUUUUUUUUAUUUCCUACUCUAAAAUAAGAGCCAUACAAAGAUAUUUGGGACUUAAAGGAAAAUAAGAAGUAAACUUUUCUGUUGGACAUGUCCGUUUUUUAAUGGCGACCGUCCAUUGGGACAGAAUGUAUCGCUACUGUAUAUUACAGUAAACAAAGCUAUGGUUGAAAGUUUCUGAACAAUUGCGUGAUAUCCUGUGACUUUUUUAUGUGCCAGAGUGGAGGCCUUUCUUAGGUACAUAAGCCAUUAUAUAUCUAAUUAUCUGGUUUUAGUCACUUAUAUAGGCACUCUACUGGUGUUGGUGCUUGUGUUGAUCCACAAUUUAAAACUCCUGAAGAUAUGUUGAAUACUUCUUGAAAUAGCAAAGAUUGAAAUGAUUAAAUCACUCCAAAUAAUCACAUUCUUAGAAUCCUAGUGUUUAAAGAUGCAUAUAAUAUAUAUAAUAAAUUAUAAAAAAAUUAUAAUAUAUGUUUUGAAAAUGAA
Molecule: messenger RNA, 3051 nt
Organism: Xenopus laevis (African clawed frog)
Lineage: Eukaryota; Metazoa; Chordata; Amphibia; Anura; Pipidae
Gene: tmem161b.L
Product: transmembrane protein 161B
Exons: 13
Coding region: 147-1607 (486 amino acids)
Source: RefSeq, a predicted model, not a curated record